UAAUGCAGAAUUCAAAAAUACUUUUGGUAUGGUUCCAUCGGUUGUCACUAGUAAUCUUAGACUCAAGAUCAUCGUCUUUAUAAGUAGAAUUUACCUGUUUUAAAACUUUGCAAACUGAACUCAUGACGUCUUGAUCAACAUAAUCCUUGAUGAGAAUCUUAGCAACAUACAAGUUACAAGGGAAUUGCCAUAUUUCUGGUACACCAUCCAUUUUAACUGAAAAGUAUACAUUGUCAAGCAGAGGACCAGACAGAUACUCGCUUGUUAACAAUUUACAGUUUGAAUUUAAUGCUCGACAAAACUUUUGGAAAUAUGAAGAAUCAGCAACAGAAAAAGGUGUAAAUAUUUUCACCUUUCCUUCAACUUCUGAUUUUUCAAGCAACUCAGCAGUUUCUUCAGUCUGUUCAAAACUGCAUAUUCGUCUGUGUGCUGCCAAACGUUUUGAAGCUGUAUUGCAUAAUACUUUACUACAGAUGACACAAAAAGCUGCAUGGAUUGUGCGAUGUGUCUUAUCACAGUGUUUAAGCACUCUUCGAAAACCCAAGGUCCAGACUUCAUGUUUUGGUCUGCCAGGUGGACCUUUCUCAAUAAUUUUCUUCCUAACUAUUGUUGGUGUCAUUUUAUCCUGCAAAAAUAAAAUAAUUCCUAACGAAAAGACGAAAGCUGAUAAAGUUAUGGAGGCCGCAGCGGAAAAUAAAGCCUCGAAAAGGCCUCACGAAGAUGAAAGUCAGAUGGAGGUUGAUGCAGUGAAUGGCAUUGAGGGAAAGGUUAAAAAUAAGCCACAUUCAAAAAGAGUAAAGAAUGUUCAAGGAAAUGAAGUUCGAAAGAUCUCAGUACCAGCACACAGAUAUACACCUCUAAAAGAAAAUUGGAUGAAAAUUUUCACUCCAGUUGUCGAACACUUGCAGUUACAGAUUCGUUUCAACUUAAAAACAAGAAAUGUUGAAUUGAGAACCAGUCCAGAGACUCCCGACAUUGCAAACCUUCAAAAAGGAGCUGACUUUGUUAAAGCUUUUAUUUAUGGAUUUGAAGUUGAGGAUGCCUUAGCUCUAUUACGUUUAGAUGAUUUAUUUAUUGAAACCUUUGAGAUCAAUGACGUGAAAUCUCUCAAAGGUGAUCACAAAUCUAGAGCUAUCGGCAGGCUAGCAGGUAAAGGUGGAAGGACAAAAUUUACAAUAGAAAAUGUCACAAAAACCAGAAUCGUCUUAGCAGAUGCCAAAAUCCAUAUACUUGGAUCAUUUCAAAAUAUUCAAUUGGCCAGAAGGUCAAUUUGCAAUUUAAUUCUUGGAAGUCCACCAUCUAAAGUAUAUGGACAACUCAGAAGUGUUGCUAGUAGGAUUGCAGAAAGCUUUUAGAAUAAA
Messenger RNA from Phymastichus coffea, 1361 nucleotides. Its product is annotated as RNA-binding protein pno1. NCBI's taxonomy places the organism in Eukaryota, Metazoa, Arthropoda, Insecta, Hymenoptera, Eulophidae. Gene Ontology annotation, molecular function: RNA binding. Bases 150 to 1355 code for a protein of 401 amino acids. The record is from RefSeq and is a predicted model, not a curated record. The transcript has 6 exons. Gene Ontology annotation, cellular component: nucleolus.